GUUUCCGAGGACGGAGAUGAAGAUGACGGACAACGAGGGCCAGGACCACACUCGACGCCGUCCUCCUCGUCGGGCUCGGCGGCUGUCGUUUACACUCGUCUGCCAUUGGUGGCCGCCGAUAGCUGCGGGUAUUUGUUAGAGACGCCGCGCCUACAGGAGCAUUCUGAUUUUCAUCGAGCCGAACAACAAACCACCGGGACGAUGAAAGCUAUGGAACGCGCCAGGGAGUGGUAUGAAAAGAACGCGAAUCGACAUCGAAGCUAUUUCGCCAACAUUGGAAAUAACCGCCUUUUGGAGGAAGAAGAAGCUCUUGCGAAACGUUAUUCUGAGACGAUACCGUUACCGUAUCGCCUGCCCGUCUCUGAAUCGGACAGGAACGAAGUGCAAAAGGAUCUGUUCGAAAAGCGCCAUGGGAUCGAGUUUCUCAAAUGGGCGGUAGAUAGAACGGACGAAAAAGGGGACGUUUGGCUGAGUCAAGACCUAAACUUCGACUUGCUGAAAAGCCGAGCUUAUCAAAUGUAAAAAUGUCUGGGUCUGGAAGAAUGCAUGUUUGUCAUGCUUGUCUGGCAUGACUCUUAAAUCUGUCACUCACGUUACCCAAGAGCGCCACUUUUCUGUCAUGCAGAAACGCAGUUUGUCAUGCAGAAUAGGCAACACCUAGAAGCUCAGAAACUUCUCAUGCUGAGCCAGCACUUGUGGCCUCCUCAUGAUACGCCACCCAGCAUCACAAGUUUCCAGACCCAGACAUAUUUGCAUUUGAUAGAGCUGCUCACGACGGCAUUCUCAGCCCGAUACUCGACGACGCGACAAAGAUACUCGACGACGCGACAAGGCUACACCAGCAGAACGGGAGGUCGGCACGUCUUUCCGAUAGUCGUCGGGGAUGCUGCGGUCGUCCUCGUCGCCGACGGGAGGCGUCGCUUGAAGCGGGUGAUGUCGUCGCCGAUCGGUCUGCGGUGGAAGCGUUUGGGAGGCGGCACUCGGAACUGAAGGCGGAGCUAAAUGACGACCUUCAACCGACUCCGGAAGGACGGGGUGGCGCAGCGUACGAAGCAAAAAAAAAGUAUAAGUUCGCACCUGAGCCGCCCCUUGAAAGUUUUAAAACGUUGCACUCUCGUUUGGUUGUGAUGCAGGCCGCUUUGGUGCAGGAGGACUAUGCUGGAGCGGGUUCUUUGUUUGGACUCGCCUUCAAACAGACGGCAACUUUUCGCGAC
This is a messenger RNA of Amoebophrya sp. A120, 1214 nucleotides long. Lineage: Eukaryota; Dinophyceae; Syndiniales; Amoebophryaceae. The record is from the annotation of a GenBank genome assembly.